Messenger RNA from Dama dama (fallow deer), 846 nucleotides. RefSeq names its product prefoldin subunit 1-like. The record is from RefSeq and is a predicted model, not a curated record. Gene Ontology annotation, biological process: protein folding. The transcript has a single exon. Gene Ontology annotation, molecular function: protein folding chaperone. The coding region runs from base 376 to 744 and encodes 122 amino acids. Lineage: Eukaryota; Metazoa; Chordata; Mammalia; Artiodactyla; Cervidae. Gene Ontology annotation, cellular component: cytoplasm; prefoldin complex.
CUAGCUUCUUCCAAAACGAAUGAAAGAGUGUGUAGAGACCAUAGAGUUGAAGAAAUCAUAGGCAUAUGGUUCCUUCCUUAGGGCUUGGGAAUGCAAGAGACCUCACAAAGUGUGUUUAGCUGAAGAGAUGAAAGGAGAGGGGGAACGCUGCACAGGAUUAACAUGUAGGUGAUUUGCAAAAGAUGAGAAUUAAGUAAAGGAGACUUAGAAGGAAUUCGGUGGUAGAAGAAUAAGGAGAGGGGGACAUAGUAGAGCCCAGGGGUGAAGCAAAUUUUAGGAAAGGUUAAGUGGUCAGUGGUGUCAAAUACCUUAGGACAAAGGCCAAAAACUGAAGAUAAGAACUGAAGAGUGACGCAGGUGCAGCAGAGAAGCAAGAUGGUGGCCCCCAUGGAUCUGGAGUUGAAGAAGGCCUUCACAGAGCUUCAAGCCAAAGUUAUUGACACUCAACAGAAGGUGAAACUUGCAGACGUACAGAUUGAACAGCUGAACAGAACGAAAAAGCAUGCACAUCUUACAGAUACAGAGAUUAGGACUUUGGUAGAUGAGACUAACAUGUAUGAAGGUGUAGGAAGAAUGUUUAUUCUUCAAUCCAAGGAGGCAAUUCAUAAUCAGCUGUUAGAGAAACAGAAGAUAGCAGAAGAAAAAAUUAAAGAAUUGGAACAGAAAAAAUCUUAUCUGGAGCGGAGUGUGAAGGAAGCAGAGAGCAAUAUCCACGAGACGCUGAUGGCGCGAAGGGCACAGUAGGCAGCCUCUCAGGAACCUCUUCUUUCUGAUCCCUGCCAUUCCUGGCGAGGAGCCUGUGUAGGGAUACUGCUCUGCCUGAGGGACAUUUUAUCUGAAUGGUCU